AAGAUGCCUGCAAUAAACAUCAAAAGACAAGAACAGGAAUUAAAUUUUUAUUUUGUCUUCGGUACACAUGGGGAAUAUGCGUCUUUAAUGAGAAACAGCAUCAAAUGGAGUGUCUUAAUCUACAGCGUGCUCAUUAUUUUUUAGCUGUAAUUUUUUUAUUCAUAUGAAUGCUUUAAUUUAGACACAUUUAAUUAAGUUUUUGUUCAGUUUGGAACUGGCUUCAAAAAUAAAGACAGAAAACAUAUUUUGAAAAGGCCCAAACAACAGCAAAUGUUUAAAACCUAGCAAAAACGUGCGUUUCUUGAACGCCUCUCAGCUCAUUAUCAUAAAUGCUGUCGUCACUUUAUUUUGGCGCGACUGCUAUUCACGUCUACAGCACUGAUGGUUGACUUUCUCUAGUCUGGCACCGUUUUAAUCUUUCUUUAGAUAAAUAACGAUUCAGCAAUUCCACCGCCGCUCACCGCCAAAGCUAUUCAUAGGAUGAUUGGACAGAAGACUAUUAAUUCAUUUUUCUCUCCAGUCUCGAAGAAGAGGGUUUCUAAGGAGUUAAAUGACACCAAGGGGGAUGCUAAAGAGCUGAAGAAGCAGAGGCCUGCUGCGGUUGAGUCUGAGCCGGACACCACGUCCCCUGCUUCCCUCUCCGCGGAGCAGCUGGAUCGGAUCUCCCGCAACAAGAGGGCGGCGCUGGAAAGACUCGCUUCCGUAAACGCACCGCCAGGGUUCGGAGAGAGCUGGAGGAAGGAGCUGUCGUCUGAGUUUUCUCGGCCAUAUUUCAAACAGCUGAUGAGUUUUGUCUCGGAAGAGAGGAAACGUCACACCGUAUUCCCUCCUGUUGAACAUGUGUUCACCUGGACGCAGACGUGUGGCAGCAGAGAUGUCAAAGUGGUGAUUCUGGGUCAAGAUCCUUAUCAUGGCCCAGGCCAGGCGCAUGGAUUGUGCUUCAGCGUGAAAAGACCCGUUCCUCCUCCACCCAGUUUGGAGAACAUGUACAAAGAACUGGCAUCUGACAUUAAAGGAUUUCAGCAUCCGGGCCAUGGAGAUCUGACUGGAUGGGCCGAGCAGGGCGUGCUGCUGCUCAACGCCGUCCUGACGGUCCGAGCGCACCAAGCCAACUCUCAUAAAGACAAAGGUUGGGAGGCGUUCACUGACGCUGUGGUGCAGUGGGUUAGCACCAACCUGGAGGAUGUUGUCUUCAUGCUGUGGGGAUCAUAUGCUCAGAAAAAAGGAGCUGCUAUAAACAGGAAACGCCACCAUGUCCUGCAGGCCGUGCAUCCCUCUCCCCUCUCUGCUCAUCGGGGAUUCUUUGGAUGCAAUCAUUUCUCAAAGGCCAAUGAGCUGCUAAAGAAAUCUGGGAAGUCUCCAAUAGACUGGAAAGCUCUUUAAGUUCUAUUUGUUAGCGUUAUCUACAGAAUGUGUUCAAUAACUACCGAUCAAAACCACUGAUAAGCUUCUGAGUCUCUGUUUCAGUCAAAUAUUCUUGUUUUAGAAAAAAUGUCAUCUCUGCUGUUUCAUUUUCCUCAAACUUGCCAUUGUGCUUCAGAAGUGUUGACUGGGUUCAGUGUUGUAAAUACGUGUGUUCACUGUUUUUUUUAGUUUGCACAAUAAAGUUUCUUUCAUGA
Molecule: messenger RNA, 1619 nt
Organism: Nothobranchius furzeri (turquoise killifish)
Lineage: Eukaryota; Metazoa; Chordata; Actinopteri; Cyprinodontiformes; Nothobranchiidae
Gene: unga
Product: uracil DNA glycosylase a
Biological process (GO): base-excision repair; base-excision repair, AP site formation via deaminated base removal
Cellular component (GO): nucleus; mitochondrion
Molecular function (GO): uracil DNA N-glycosylase activity
Source: RefSeq, a predicted model, not a curated record